This is a messenger RNA of Lodderomyces orthopsilosis Co 90-125, 270 nucleotides long. RefSeq names its product Ste18p (gene STE18). Lineage: Eukaryota; Fungi; Ascomycota; Pichiomycetes; Serinales; Debaryomycetaceae. Gene Ontology annotation, cellular component: heterotrimeric G-protein complex. Gene Ontology annotation, molecular function: G-protein beta-subunit binding. The record is from RefSeq and is a predicted model, not a curated record. Gene Ontology annotation, biological process: G protein-coupled receptor signaling pathway. The coding region runs from base 1 to 270 and encodes 89 amino acids. The transcript has 2 exons.
AUGGACGAUCAGAUCGAAAAACAAAUACAACUAAUCAAGUUGAAAAGAAUUCAAGAAUUAAACAAUCGGCUCAAGGAGACUUUGAAACGAGAGAGAAUACCAGCAUCUAAAGCUUGUGCAUUAAUUAUUGAUUACGUUGAAGAGACUCCUGAUUAUCUUAUCCCUUAUAAUUGGAAAUUACCCAUUGACCAGAACAAGUUUGCUAAAUACAAUUCGUUUAAACAGACACGUCAAACUCAACAAAGUAGCGGGUGCUGUAUAAUUAUGUGA